CCCCCCCCCUCCCCCAAUGGCCCUAGCCUCUAUUUCAACUUUUUGUUCCCGCCCAGCUUCUCAAUCCCAUCCAUACAAUCUACAACUACGUAAACUUCCGGGGUCCAAUAUCAUCCUUUGUAUGAUUGCGCAAACCCCGCAGAAAAGCAGACUUUGGACAAAUCUUAGCUUCCUCAAGCUCAAUUGGCCCGUUUGCAGUACGUAGACGGCAGUCAGCUCUACUUCUAUACACAUCAUACACAUUAUCUCCGUGUCGUGUGUAGAUGAAAUACAAUACUUCUACAAUAUUUUAGCAUUUGUCUUUAGCAAUUUGUCUAUAGACAACAACUUUAAACUAAAACUCAUACCUUUCAAUCUUCCUUUUCUCUGCGAUCGACCCCUUCGACCCCGCAUCCCAAAAACCCAUCGAGUCCUCGUAGUUCGGGAUCUUGAUGGCAUAUCUCUUGCUAGCAGGAGACGCUAUUGUAUCGCGACCACGCCGAUGACUCUGGUCCUCAUUACGAGGCCAUUGUCUGAAGCUUCCCCGCAAUACAGCUUCUGCUGCUAAACAAGCGAGCCAUGCCAGCUGAGUCCAAUUUCCAAGAUGUCACCAGCUCCACGAUCCGGACUCGGACCAUGCCUCAGCUCAGUAGCGGAAGUGAGAAACCACGAAGGUGGAUAAAACGUUACCGAACGGAGACGGCUGCGAGCAUCUCCAGUGUUAUGUCGACUGUCACUGCUUUUCCUCUCGAUAGUGUGAAGACUCGUUUGCAGACAUAUCCCUAUGCCGGUGCUUUGGAUUGUGUACGCGUCACGUACAAUUCGGAGGGUAUUCGAGGUUUCUUUCGAGGUGUAACUGCUCCCCUAGCCAGUGUUACUCUUGUGCGAACCAUAUCUUUCUCCAUCUACCAACACUCUAAAUACGUUUAUUCCGACUGGAUGAAGAAGCACGUCGGCUUCUGUCCUCUCGAACAUGUCAAUAAGAAUGGCGCAUACCCGAAUUUGGGUACUAUUGCUUGCUUCGGGGCUGCUGGAGCCACAGCUGGCUCUGGCAUCACAUUUAUUGCAUGUCCUUUCGAGUUAACUAAACUCAGCGCUCAAGUGUCAGUUCUCAUGGCGAAGCAGAAGAACGCAGAUCCGCAGCGGCAAGCCAUUGCUCUCAGUUAUCAUAAUAAAGGAACCUUCAAGACUCUUGCCAACAUAGUUAAGCAUAGAGGCUUUAGUGGAAUGUACACCGGAUUAAACCUACAUUUAUUGAGAGAUACCCUCGGAACGGGAAUCUAUUUUGCUACAUAUGAAAGCAGCAAGCAGCUGUUAACGACCUUUAGCGGAAAGGAUGCACAUAAGAAUCCUGUUGCCGUCCUUGCCGCUGGAGCUCUGUGCGGCAUAGUAUCGUGGGCUUUGAUUUACCCCAUCGAUUCCGUGAAGAGCAUCUACCAGCGGAAUGCACUGAUGUAUUCCAAGGGCCAGAAAGUGCCCGUCCCGAAGAUACAGUUUUUCAGACGAGACAUGUAUCGCGGACUUGGCGUGUCUAUGGGCCGAUCUGCGGCCGUCAAUGCAGUGUUCUUUUCAGCGUUUGAAUUCUUCAAAAAGCGAAUCAACGCUCUCAAGGAAUAGGUACUCGUGACGGGUUAAUUAGCUAUCGUACGAUGCUUUAGUACGAUAACAUAUACUUGAUGUAGCGUUGGUAAGGGUCAUGCAACAGCCUAGAUUAGCACGGUAACCUGAAAAGGGGACAGCUAGGCAACAUAUUUGGCGGACAAAUCUUACAACAAGUCCGGGGAACUAUGACUGGAAUAGCACAUUAUUUCCAAAGGGACACGCAGGACGAUAUUAGCAUGUAUAAAUCAAUAA
Daldinia decipiens is the source of this 1833-nucleotide messenger RNA. Its product is annotated as mitochondrial carrier domain-containing protein. Gene Ontology annotation, biological process: transport. The transcript is spliced from 5 exons. Gene Ontology annotation, molecular function: transmembrane transporter activity. The record is from RefSeq and is a predicted model, not a curated record. Lineage: Eukaryota; Fungi; Ascomycota; Sordariomycetes; Xylariales; Hypoxylaceae. Bases 559 to 1596 code for a protein of 345 amino acids.